AAUAACGAUUUUAUAUAAACAUCUUGUCACAUUGACUCGAUGAGUCACUGGUGUGUAUGUGUGUGUGUGUGUGUGUGUCUGUGUGUGUGUGCGUGGAGUCAGUGUGUCAUGGCGGUCAGCAUCAUGUCGGCUCGUUGUUGCCGAGCGUCUCUUCUUCCUCUCUGUUUCCUCCUUUGUCUCCUUCAGGUUCUCAUCCAAGGACAAGUGUUCCGUCAGGCUCACAGUGUUUUCCUUCGGUCCAAACGAGCCAACAUGUUCCUGCUGGAGGAGUUCCUUCAGGGAAACCUGGAGCGCGAGUGUCACGAGGAGCUGUGCAACUUUGAGGAGGCACGAGAAUACUUUGAAGACUUGGAUAAGACGGUCGCCUUCUGGACCGUCUACUACGACGGGAACCAGUGUGAACCAAACCCCUGCCUGCACGGAGGAAACUGUACCGACAAAGUGGGCGGGUUCCAGUGCUCAUGUCCCGCCCACCACUUUGGACCAAUCUGUGAGCAAAGAGCUGUGGGAGGAGUCACACGCAGAGCACAGUGGCUGCCGACUGCACCACAGGUCACCACACCAGAGAUUGCAGCUUGUCCGACCGGCGGUCCGACCGCAUGUCAGCAGCUGUGCGCGGCGGCGUACGACGUCUUCACCUGCUCUUGCACGACGGGAUUCAAACUACACACCGACAAACGCAGCUGUGUGCCCGAAGUGGACUUCCCGUGUGGACGUCUCCACGGCAACAGCACCACGUCAAUGUGUCGCCAUGGAAACUGUCCCUGGCAGGUGUCACUGAUGAACACUGAGGGGGCGGAGCUAUGCAGCGGCGUGCUGUUGGGUCGACGCUCUGUCCUGACCGCCGCCCACUGCCUCCUCCAGGGGUCAGAAUCUGACCUCCAACCUUCUAGCUUCUACGUGACCACUGGAAACAGGAUGCCCGUGUCCGUCCAGGCACUGUACGUGCACAGCCGCUUCCGUUUGGGUCGUCAUGACAACGACCUGGCCCUCCUCGAGCUGGCAGAGCCAGUGAGCUUUGGCCCCGCCCUCAUCCACCUCUGCCUGCCCACCAAGGACUUCAGCGAAAACAUCCUGAUGCAUCCUGGGAGGACGGGCGUCGCCGCGAGGCAGUGGAGCCAGGAGCUGCUCUACCUGACGCUGGACGAGUGUCGCGACGAGCUGGACGCGACACACCCGCUCAGCAACAAGAUGUUCUGCAUGAGGACGGUCGCCGUGACGACGGCGGCGAGGUCAGGCAGACAUUCUCUGUUCCAACAUGGCGUCCACAGGAAGAGGAACAGCACUUCAGUGAACGAACACGGAGGCCGGCCGCCGCUGAACAGUUUACCAACUGAGAACGAGACGCCGUCUGUGUCUGACGUAAGGUCAGAGGUCAGCAGGAGGCCAUGCGGCAGCGUGUUAGCGGGCGCGCCGGUAGCCACGGUGGAGCAGGGGACGGCGUUCCUCACCGGACUGCUCAUCUCCACGUCCUCAGGUUGCCACGGCGACAGCCUGCUGUUCACCAAACUGUCCCGGUACCUGACCUGGAUCAGACCCAGACUGGAGGCGUCAGAGGAGCGCAUGACGCCGCAGCUCAGCCGGCUCCCCGUCUGAGCCAGCUUUUAUUUUCUUUAACGUCACAGUUUAUAUUUCAAAUAAAAGAAUCA
Messenger RNA from Solea senegalensis (Senegalese sole), 1649 nucleotides. It is a transcript of the gene prozb, whose product is annotated as protein Z, vitamin K-dependent plasma glycoprotein b. Gene Ontology annotation, biological process: proteolysis; blood coagulation. The record is from RefSeq and is a predicted model, not a curated record. Gene Ontology annotation, molecular function: serine-type endopeptidase activity; calcium ion binding. The coding region runs from base 40 to 1596 and encodes 518 amino acids. The transcript is spliced from 8 exons. NCBI's taxonomy places the organism in Eukaryota, Metazoa, Chordata, Actinopteri, Pleuronectiformes, Soleidae. Gene Ontology annotation, cellular component: extracellular region.